This is a messenger RNA of Austrofundulus limnaeus, 1407 nucleotides long. RefSeq names its product guanine nucleotide binding protein (G protein), beta 5b (gene gnb5b). NCBI's taxonomy places the organism in Eukaryota, Metazoa, Chordata, Actinopteri, Cyprinodontiformes, Rivulidae. Gene Ontology annotation, molecular function: protein binding. Gene Ontology annotation, biological process: signal transduction. The record is from RefSeq and is a predicted model, not a curated record.
CUUCACUUACAUCUCCAGGCACAGACACCUGAAGCUAAAAAAUAUCCUGUCGGAGUGUUGGUGAUCCUCUGCAGCCAUGUGCGACCAGACGUUCCUUGCGGCCACCUUUGGCCCGUGUGACAACUGUUCAAAAGCCAGUCCUCUGAUGAACAUCUACCUGAAGAAUGAGCCCAUCAACUACUGCUCCUUCUGCGUGGAAAUGAUGGCCUGCCAGGGGCUCCAGAAAGGAGAGACCCUGACCUCCCUGAAGAAGGAGAGCGAGACCCUGAAGAAGAAGCUCGAGGAGGAGCGGGGCAAGCUGACCGACGUGGAGCUUCACCAGGUAGCUGAGAAGGUGGAAGCAGUGGCGGCUCUCUCCAUAAAGACCAGACGUGUUUUGAAGGGUCAUGGGAACAAGGUGCUGUGCAUGGACUGGUGCAAAGACAAACGUCGUCUAGUCAGCUCUUCUCAGGAUGGCAAAGUCAUCGUCUGGGAUGGUUUCACUCUUAAUAAGGAACACGGGGUCACCCUGCCGUGUACAUGGGUGAUGGCGUGUGCGUAUGCUCCCUCAGGUUGUGCUGUGGCAUGUGGCGGGUUGGAUAACAAGUGCUCAGUGGUCCCGCUCUCAUUAGACAGAACUGAGAAUUUAGCUGCAAAGAAGAAGUCUGUGGCCAUGCACACCAACUACGUGUCAGGAUGCAGCUUCACCAACUCUGACAUGCAGUGCCGUUUCUACGACCUGCGAGCCGACCGCGAAGUAGCCGUCUAUCAGAAGGACAGCAUCAUAUUUGGAGCCUCCAGUGUGGACUUCUCUCUGAGCGGUCGGCUGCUUUUUGCCGGGUAUAAUGACUACACCAUCAACGUGUGGGACGUCUUGAAGGGAAACCGUGUUUCGGUCCUGUUUGGUCACGAGAACCGCAUCAGCAGGCUCCGGGUUUCACCAGACGGCACCGCGCUCUGCUCGGCCUCCUGGGACAACACCUUACGGAUCUGGGCCUAAACGUGUGUCGACCGUCACUUCCUGCCUGAUCRGCUGCAGUUUGUGGAUGAAAAACUGCAGUCGGACACAGAAGCUAAACUCAGCUCAUUCUUUAGCUGUUGAUUUUACCAAAGAGUUGAACAAAACUGAAUCCCUACCUUUGUCUGUUAGUUUCUUUGGUUUUGUGUAAUCAUGUAAGUGACAUUAUUUAUUUAGUAAGUAUUAAAUACUUGUAAUGAGACAAAAUAUGCAUCUUAAUGAACGGCUUACAGAUAAAGACACUAUCGUUUUUUUUGUUUGUUUUUUUGGGGGGUUUUUUGUUAGCUUUUGUUCGGUGGGCGAACUGUAUUCUGUUAAUGCUACACUUUCACUGUAAGAAUAAAAAGUAAUUAAAUCUUAUGAUUGGCAGCACCUGGGGGUACACAGCAAAAAUGCCUGUGCUAAUUUAA